UGAAACAUGAUCAUCUAUAUGGAGGAGGCUGCUGCUGCUUCUGCAGACAACACCCAAAUCGUUUUUCUUUAUAUCCAUUUCCGUCGUCUUUGAUCUUAUUGGAGCUAAUUACCCUACCCUGAUCAAUAUCCCCUACACCAUCUUUUCUUUGCAUGGGCUUCUCGUUGAUCGCAUUGUCCUCGGCGGUCGUCUUGAUCUUCAUUUUUUCCGGCGCUCUCUUCCCCUUUUUUGUUUUCUCAGGUCCCCUCUCCACCCACUCCAUCCGUCCCCCCUUCAUCGCCUCAUACUUCCUCUUCAUCGACCAGUCUGGCACUUUCUUGGUCUCUCCGAAUGGUACUUUCAAAGCCUCUAUUUCCGGUACUAAAGCACAGACCUCACCGUCACGGUAUUAUUUCUCCAUCACCCACGUCGCCUCCGAUGCCAUCGUCUGGUCGGCCAACCGCAACGCGUCCAUGUCGAACUCCGACAAGUUGUCUCUGUCUGUCGACGGCCUUAGAGUGGCAAACGAGGCUGGUAAACUACUAUGGUCGACCCCGCCUUUGAAUUCUGAGAUUGCUGCUAUGCAACUUUUGGAAACGGGGAACCUCUUACUGGUUGAUGCGCGAAAUAUUACGCUAUGGGAGAGUUUCGAGAAUCCGACGGACAGUAUUGUCGUCGGACAGCGCUUGCGUGUUGGAAAAUCUUUGGAAAGCGCUCUGUCCGAGCAGGACCAAUCGGUGGGUGAUUAUCGGCUUCUGAUGACCGACGGGGAUUUGUUGCUGCAAUGGAAAAGGAUGACUUAUUUCAAGCUUUCGAUGCACGAAAAGGCUUUCAAGAACUCGUACGGGGAGGUUUCGUUCCUGGCUAUAAAUGAUACCGGUCUGUAUUUGUUAGAAAGUGAUGGAUCCACGGCUGUGAUUCAGGUACCUUUGAGCGGUCCAUCGGGUUUCAGGAUUGGAAAGUUGGGAUCUGAAGGCAGAUUUGUCAUCAGCAGCUUCAUCGGCGACGAUUGGGUGACAGAAUUAUUCGGUCCGGUCGAUGAUUGCCAUAUUCCUUUCUUUUGCGGGAAAAUUGGAUUGUGCACGAGAAGGCCUCUGAGUGGAACUUGCUCUUGUCCGUCGGGAUUCCGUGUUCAAGCGAAUGGUGAAUGCAUUCCAACCGAUACUUCUCUUUCUCUGCCUUCAGAUUGUAAGAGUAAUGCAAACAGAAAUGGCAGUGAUCAAUUCAACUCCUCAGUUUCGUAUCUUCAACUGGCCUACGGUAUGGACUACUUUGCUAAUGAUUUCAAUGGCCCUAUGGAACAUAGUGUGGAUCUGUCGGCUUGCCAAGAUAUAUGCUCUCAGAACUGUUCUUGUCUCGCUAUUUUCCAUGAAAAUGCUUCUGAAUCAUGUUAUCUUCUUGAAAAGCAUUUAGGAUCUAUCAUUUUGAACCCAAGGCCUGAGAAUGAUAACCGGGGCUAUAUUAAAGUUUUGGUACACUCUUCUCCUGAAAACCCAACUGGGAACAACAACAACAACCAGAAACAUAACUUCCCCAUAGCUGCUUUGGUACUGCUACCUCCGUCCGGAUUCUUCUUGUUAAUUACCAUUGUAGCUGUCGCAAUCCUCUGGUUGAGAAAAAAUAGGCUUUCCAAAACAAAAAAUAAUGCAGAAUCCGGCCGGUGUAAUUCAUCAUCGUCUGCAGAGCAAGAGAUGAUCGAUAUUCCGGGCUUGCCUAGAAGGUUUAAUCAUGAAGAGCUCGCAGAUGCAACUGAGAACUUCAAAACCCAGAUUGGUAGUGGUGGCUUUGGUGCUGUAUACAAAGGUACCCUUUCAGACAAAAGCGUUGUGGCGGUGAAGAAGAUUACAAGUCUGGGUGUCCAAGGGAAGAAGGAUUUCUGUACUGAGAUUGCAAUAAUUGGGAACGUCCACCAUGUCAAUCUGGUUAGAUUGAAAGGCUUUUGUGUACAUGGGAGGCAGCGGUUUCUUGUCCUGGAGUACAUGAACAGAGGUUCCUUGGACCGUCCACUCUUCGGCAAUGGCCCUGUUCUAGAAUGGCAAGAGAGGGUGGAAAUAGCACUUGGAACAGCACGAGGGCUUGCUUACUUGCAUAGCGGAUGUGAGGACAGGAUCAUCCAUUGUGAUGUCAAGCCAGAGAACAUUCUCCUGCACGACAAUUUACACGUGAAAAUCUCAGAUUUUGGGCUUUCUAAGCUGCUCAGUCCUGAACAAUCCGGUCUAUUCACGACCAUGAGAGGAACACGAGGUUACCUUGCACCUGAGUGGCUAACGAACUCCGCCAUUUCCGACAAGAGUGAUGUUUACAGUUAUGGAAUGGUAUUGCUAGAGAUUGUGAGGGGAAGAAAGAAUAGCUCGUUCCAAACUUUGAGCCAUAGCAGAGAGAACAGCAGCAGUGGAGGAAAUGGCCUAUCGUCGUCCUCUUCUGGGUCGGGAGCCAGACCAAUAUAUUUCCCUCUACUUGCUCUGGAAAUGCAUGAGAAGAGAAGGUAUGCAGAGCUCGCAGACCAGAGGUUGGAGGGAAGAGUGACAAGCCAAGAGGUUGAGAAACUGGUUCGGAUUGCCCUGUGUUGUCUGCAUGAGGAGCCAGCACUUAGACCGGCCAUGGCUAACGUUGUUUCUAUGUUGGAAGGUGGAUUACCUUUAGGUGAGCCAAGGGUCGAGUCGCUGAACUUCUUGCGGUUCUAUGGCCGGAGAUUCACUGAGAUAUCAAGAUUGGAAGGAUCGAGCGAGCAGAAUCAGAAUGGAUUUGGGCUUAUAAAUCCCACUUCUAAUACCAGCGGCUUGUACAACUCGUUGACUUGCAUCUCUUCACAGCAGAUUUCAGGUCCUAGGUAGAGUGCUCCAAGCAGCUUCGCUCUAUCCUUUAGAAAAUAUUUUCAUAGUCUUUUUAGCCAUCAAUAUCCUUUUAUCAUCUCCCAGGGUGUUACAGAAUGAUCGACAGAUGAUAAGCAAAAACAAAAACAACAGAUAAUCAUUUAAUG
Juglans regia (Persian walnut) is the source of this 2959-nucleotide messenger RNA. Its product is annotated as G-type lectin S-receptor-like serine/threonine-protein kinase At5g35370. Bases 153 to 2813 code for a protein of 886 amino acids. The record is from RefSeq and is a predicted model, not a curated record. The transcript has a single exon. Gene Ontology annotation, molecular function: ATP binding; protein serine/threonine kinase activity. NCBI's taxonomy places the organism in Eukaryota, Viridiplantae, Streptophyta, Magnoliopsida, Fagales, Juglandaceae. Gene Ontology annotation, biological process: protein phosphorylation.